Meleagris gallopavo (turkey) is the source of this 1451-nucleotide messenger RNA. Lineage: Eukaryota; Metazoa; Chordata; Aves; Galliformes; Phasianidae. The record is from RefSeq and is a predicted model, not a curated record.
AUCCAUCCAACCGUCCACUCAUCUGUCCGUCCAUCCAUCCGUCCGUUCACCCGUCACCAUGAGCUUGUCCCGCAGCACCACUUUCUCCACCUCGUCCCGCACCGGGAGCAUCCGUCGCCUCACUCCUCAUAGCAGCGCUGCCAGCGUCUACGCCGGGGCCGGGGCGGGGUCACGCAUCUCCAUCACCCGCACCGCCAGCACCUAUGGCGGUGGCUAUGGGGGCGGCUAUGGGGCAAGCUACGGGGCUGGCUAUGGGGCAGGUUAUGGGGGCGGUUUGCUGCUGUCUGGGUCUGGGGUGGUGCAGAACGAGAAGGAGACGAUGCAGGAUCUGAACGAGCGCUUGGCCACGUAUCUGGAGAAGGUGCGUAGCUUGGAGAACAACAACCGGCGCCUGGAGGCACAGAUCCGGGAGAGCCUGGCCAAGAGGGGACCCAGCACCCGUGACUGGGGGAACUACUGGGACACCAUCCAGCAGCUGCGUGACAAGGUGAGGGGUAUGGCGGGGGAUGGGGUUGGGGUAGGGAUGGGAAUGGGAUGCGGAGGGUUUGGGGGAUGGGGUGGGAUGGGGAUGGGGUGGGAUAACAGACCAGAGCCGGUGCCAUGCAGGUACGAGGCAGAGCUGGCCAUCCGCACGUCGGUGGAGAGCGACAUUGCAGGGCUGCGCAAGGUGCUGGAUGACACCAACAUGGCACGGCUGCAGCUGGAGGGGGAGAUCGAGGCACUACGUGAGGAGCUCAUCUUCAUGAAGAAGAACCACGAGGAGGAGGUGAAUGCACUGCAGGGCCAGGCGGCCUCCGCGGGGCUGACGGUGGAGGUGGAUGCACCACAGGCGCAGGACCUGGGCCAAGCACUGGCAGAGCUGCGGGCACAAUACGACGUGUUGGCCAAGAAGAACUUGGAGGAGCUGGAGAAGCAGUGGGGGCAACAGAUCACAGAGACCACGCUGGAGGUGACACAGAGCACAAAGGAGGUGGACACAGCACGGAGCCGAUUGCUGGAGCUGCGCCGCUCAGUGCAGAGUCUGGAGAUCGACCUGGAUGCUCUGCGCAGCCAGAACGCGGGGCUGGAGGGCAGCCUGGCUGAGACGGAGGCGCGAUACGGGGCGCAGCUGGAGCAGCUGCAGGGCCUGAUCCUGCGCGGGGAGGAGGAGCUGGCGCAGGCACGGGCAGAACUGCAGCGUCAGAACCGGGAGUACUGCGCACUGCAGGACGCCAAGAGCAAGCUGGAGGCUGAGAUUGCCACGUACCGUGCGCUGCUCGAGGGAGGAGAGGGGUUCAGUCUGCAGGAUGCUCUGGGGACAGAGGGGACGGUCACUACGCAGCGCAGCACCCAGAGGAUGGUGGAUGGCAAAGUGGUGUCUGAGAGCAAAGAGGUCAAAGUGCGUAGCUACUGAGAGGGGACGGCGAGGUGCCACCCCCUGCCCCACAAAUAAAGGAGCAAAGUGACAAAGA